Molecule: messenger RNA, 5053 nt
Organism: Liolophura sinensis
Lineage: Eukaryota; Metazoa; Mollusca; Polyplacophora; Chitonida; Chitonidae
Exons: 15
Coding region: 126-1739 (537 amino acids)
Cellular component (GO): Golgi membrane; Golgi apparatus
Source: RefSeq, a predicted model, not a curated record
CUGAAUCAAGUUUACGUGUAAUGUGCAGAGACAGCUAAGAGUUUUAGGAUGCUUUGAGUGCUUUCUGGAGAGGAAAGUCAUUCCAAGUACCUGUCGAUUUAUUAUCAAUUAUCCGCAGUCGUCCCAUGGCUGACAUGAUGCAGCGAAGAAGCAGUCCAUUGGUUCGGACAGUGUUUGUUGUGGCUGGUUUAGGUUCAAUCGUCUACUUGAUCUAUCUUAAUCAUGACUUGAACACAAAAUUAAAGAAUACAGACGACAGAGCAGAGCGGUAUCGUCGCUCGCACGAAUCUGUAUCUGCCCAGCUGCAAGAUUUGACAGCAGCUAAGGAAGAAUCUGAAAGGAAAUGUGCAGCAGAUCGGGAUGAAAUGAUAAACAGAUUAAAUGCCAUAGGAAAGGACAAAAAAAUGCUGAAGUCUCAACAUGAAGAUUUGAAGUUAGAUUAUGAGAGACUACAACAGGAAUCUGAUAAAGUGAAAGCUGAUCUUGAAAACUUGAAGACAGAGGAUAACAGAGAAUAUCAGUUGAUGAAAACACAAAAAGAUUUAGAAUUGGCAGCCUUAAAAGACACAGUAGCGAAUCAGGUCAAAGAGCUGGAUAAGUUGCGAAAUAGCCUUCAGACUUGUCAAACAGAAUACCAAAAUAUGCAAGCACUGAAGGACACAGCUCUUACUAACAUUACUAAACUUCAGGAGGAAACUACUGAGUUAAAGGCUACAGAAGUCAAACAUCAGCAGUUGAUCACCAGUCUACAGCAGGCCAAUCAGCGACUUUUACAAAAUGUGCAGUUAGCCCAACAGAAUAAUCAACAGAAUCUCCAAGGUGGCCAACCUGUGCUUCGGGGUCAGCAGCAGCCUCUGAUACAACAACAACAACAGCAGCAGCAGCAGCAGCAAAAUGGGGUAGUUGUCAUGAAUCAGGAUCAGUCAGUAGGGGCCACUGCAGCCAAUCAGAACAAGUUACCAGAUGUUGCUGGUGGACAGCAAAACCAGGCCCAAGGUGAUGGGAAGCCUGACGUGCCUGAUGCCAUUGACCAGGGCCAGGUCUUUCAAAUCAAGCCCGCAGACCUUGGAGGACAAAAACCUGUGGGAUAUGAGCACGAUAAGCAGGAGGGUGGGGCCAAUGCGCCUGGGGGAGGGGCCAAUGUUCCUGGGGGAGGGGACAAUGCUGGAGUUCCCAUACAGAGACAGGAGGACGAACAACAACAUCAAGUACAACCCCCAAACCUGAAGUUUCAGAAAUUUGAUGACGGUGGCCUGAAACAUAUGAAUCCAGUGGACAAAGAUUUGCAUGAGGAUCAUGAUGAGGAAGCCAGGAAUGCCCAAAAUGACCAUGACAACAGCAUACACAACCAGGGCCCUGUGGUAUUACAGGUGCAGGAGCCUGUUCUUGGUGGGCCUAAGGAUGCUGAUGAUCAGAGAGGCGGACUGGGUGGGCACAGAGGAGGUCUGGGUGAGCACAGAGGACAAGUAGGCUUGGAGGAAGAGGAGGAGGAAGAAGAAGAGGAUGAAGCUCAGCUUGCUCAGCCAAAUUUCCAAGGAGAUCAGUUCAUGCAGAAUGAUCAUAAGUUAAUUCCAAGGAAUGGUGAAAAUGUAGAAGAAGACGGGCAGAAUGGAGGUGUUCAAGUGGAUAAGGACAAUUAUUAUGAAGAUGAAGAGGAGGUAGAGGAUGAAGAUGAUGCAGAAGACGAACAACACCCAGCAGAUUUUGGUAUGAGGCACCAUAGGCGUCCAGAAAUGUGAUCAUCCGGGAAAGUGCAGUACCCUGUCGCUGUGGCAACCUACUACCUGCAUGAAGCCACAUCACCAUGGAAACGUGUCUUCUGUCAACCAUCAACCGACAGCACUACAGGGUGCAUCUGUGCAAGUCGUUAUCAUCUGUAAAUGUUAUAAAUCAACUAAACCAUAUCACUCUGGGGUCCCAAAUUGGUAAUUCAUUGUUUCAGUGUAAAUUAAGUUGAAUUGCCAUCAUUCGCUUAGUGGUUUUAUGUUAAUUUGUAAGAGGGUGUGUUGUUAGAAUAAGAACUUAACAGGUUUUAUGGUAGAGUAGACAGCUUUUUACAUGCAAGUGUUUUUUUGUAUAAACAUUUGUUCAGGGUGUAUGAAACUAGAGUGGUCUUACCCAAAGCUGUAUUUAUUAUAAAGUUAGCUAAUGUAAUUGUUCAACCUUUUCACAUGUUUGCAAGGUGUUUAUUCAAGCAUAUUCUGAAGGCAUUAUUAAGUGUUGGCUGACAAAAUUAUACUUUUUGUGAAACCGUGAAACCGGCCAAUCCAAUCAAUGUAGUUGUGUCUCCAAAACCAACUUAAAAAUAUGCAUAAAUUGCACUGAAAGUUGCUCUUUGAUAUGUGAAAAGGUUGAGGAGUUAGGAUACGUCUGCCAUGUCCUACAUGUACAUCAUCCGCUUAACACAUUUAGUCUCAAAAUGACGGUAGCAGCAUUCAAAAUAAAUCUGUCAGUCAAAGAGAAGUGACCUCUGAGAUUGAAGGAUUGAAGCUGUAUAUCAAAAUAUGCUCACUGACCGGCUCAUCCUUACAUUAUCUCUUCUUCGAUGGCCUCUGCUAUCAUCUCAAAAUUAAAACUCACAUUUUUCAUUGUUUUCAGUUGAAACUCAAAAUUAAAACUCACAUUUUUCAUUGUUUUCAGUUGAAACUCUGAAUAUAAACUAUUUCCAUUUAAAGAUGCCAGGGAGGUACUCUGCUUAAUGUACUGUUUUAAAACAUCAUCGAUGUAAAACAUUGGGUAAUACAUUAUGGUUCGGUGUUCAAGUGUACUUUCAAUCAUUUUUAAGAAUUUAGCUCUGUACUUUUUAAUAUGACUUCUUCAAACUGACUACAAACUUCCGCAGUGCUCAUGUUUUGGUUUUUGUAAACUUAUCACAUCGUAUGAAGAUUUUGACAAAGUUUAUGUGCACCGAAUAAUGCAACUUCAUUUAAUAUUACCAGACAUACAUGCACGUAUAUGAUAACUUUAUAAGUUGUGGUGGAAUCCAUUAUUUAGGUCUGUGAGCAAACUGUUACCAGUGGGUCAAGUGUUAUCUGCUAACUCUCAGCCAGUGAGUCUCACCAUUAAAUCCUGGGGUAGGCCUAUACCUGUUUGGGAAUGCAUGUUUACUUAGUAGUUUUCUCAGAAUGCAAAGCAAAAUCUGUUCUGUAGAUUGGUGAAAUCUGGUAGACUGGAUGUUAAAUGGUAAAUACAAUUAUUUGACGUCAUCAUACAUAAAGGACCAAUAGUAAGCACAGGCCUUGAUAUAUGAAAUGUGUUUAUAUGAUGGUUCCAGGAACCAGAUUCAUCUAGUAAUCCACAUGUAGCCACAUGAAUGUGGUUUGGAUGAACUGUUCUCUUGUUAUACAUGAUGCAUAUAGCUAUUUGUAUAUGGUUUGGAUGAACUGUUUCUGCGCGCUACAUAUAUGUGGUUUUGAUGAACUAUUCUUUUGUUUUACGUGCUACUUGUACUGUAUAUUUGUGAUUACAUUUUACCUUAUACAUAUUUUUGCAUAGGAGAAUACCUUCUGUGUGAAAUUGAAUGUUGUGGAUGGUAAGCAGUUCCCUACUGUGACAUGUUAUAGUAUGAGCUGACAUGUAUGUGACAAGAUGUCAGAGUGUGUACAUCAUCAGCCAGCUUUUCAUCAUGAGCAAUACAAUUAUCAUUAAAGUAAAGAAAGGCUUAUCAUACAGACCACUGAAAACUAUGUGUAAAAAUACUUUCAUUUAUUUUUUUAGAUUUUUUAAUUAUUUUCCUUAAGAGUGUUCAGAGGCAUUCAGAUAUUUGAAUUCUAGAGUUUUAUAGGAAUUUUUGAGGACAUUAUUUCAGUAAUCUUUUACUCUUGGGUUAAAAGAGUUAUUACAACAUUCAGUGUUGUGACUAUAGUUGGAAAUACUUCUUGUGACGUCUGAAUUCCUAAACUCUGAUAGCAUGGUUCAUAAAGCUCACCUUAAAAUUCAAAGGUUUUAAACUGCUUUGAUUCUCUUCACAAAAAUCUAUAAAAAUAAAUGACAGUAUAUAUAUAUGCCUGACUUUAAGUUGUCUGUAUGAUGAGCCUUACUUCAUAUUUAAGGUUUGUUUCACUUUAAGACACACAUUUGUUAGUGGUUUCCUUACAUUUUCCUCGUGUGGUGCUGGACAAGAAGUUUUGGUCAAGCCAUUGUAGCUGCAUUGCUCAAGUACCCUAAUCUGGCAAACGGUGAAGUUCCCACAUAGACCUCCUUUGUAGAUGUACUUACAACAUCAGUGACUUGGACACCUUAUAUACUGUAAGCAGAGGUGAAUGUUGAUAUUAUGUCAGAAUGAAAAUUAUUCUAGUUGCACUGGAAAUUGCAUGCACAAGUUUUACCCCUACAAACAUUCUUCAAACUCUCUUGGUCUGUGAACAGGCUAAUCUGUAAAUUUCGAUUUGGAUUCCCUGAAAACUACCUCUGCUUGUAUAGCUCCAGAUAGUUUGUCUACUUAAGGGCUUAUGAUUGUCCUGCAGGUAUUUCGUUUUCCCUACUGUGAUGGAAACUUAACAAUUGUUGGUGGAAAUGCUUGUUUAUGGUACAGAACAUUUACAUGCAUUGCUCUUGGUCUUGGUACACCUUGUUCUACCUCUGCGCUUUAUCUAAACCCAGCCAGAUCCAUCCACCAUUCACUACUAAAGAAUAAGAUGGUCUGUACUUCAUAAGCAAACCGUGAUGAAAUUCUUCAGCAGGUGUAACCGUGCUCAUACACCGAUAAUGAAAAUAUAUGGCCCCUGUCCAGUCUUGGUGUGGACUAUAAAACUACUAUCUAAGUACAUCUGGCCAUACAGACCUUCCUAAUCGUAUUGUUUAUCUAAUGGAAUAAACGUUUCUGAUUUUUUUUUUAAGUUGUACAAACAGCAAACUUAAGAAGUUGGAAAAUGUGGUAUUUUACCUUGUGCAUGUGAUUGUAUACUUGUAUAUUCUUGAGAAUGUAAAUCUAAUAUGCACUUUCUUAAAUUCACACAAAGAGUGGCUAUUUUUUUUUAUUGUAUUGUAUUUUUUUGUGUGUAAAAUGUUUUAUGAUUUUCAUUAAUUUGCAAGACCAAAUAAUAUUACGUAA